UCUAAUUAAAUCAACAAAGAAAUGAUGUCGAUUACAAGAUUGCAGGGGUGCAGUUUAUGCAUGUAUUAGUUAUGAAGAAAUCCUCUCAGUGUAUUCAAACAGAUAAUUUGUAAAACUCGCAUUUAAAAUGCCUGUUACACCUGAAGACAGACGUGCAAAAUUAGGAUGUGUUAUUCUCAGGCUAUUUCCUAAAGUAAUGCAAAUCAUCUUAAAAGAAUACAUAAGUCUAAGGGGUUUACGAGGGAAAUUUCAACUAAAAGAUGUUCGAACAGCUUUUACAAAGAAAGAAAUUUCGUUAAUGGAGCAGCUUCCAUGUAUAGAUGAUUUCACAGUUGAACUGUGUUAUAAAAUAUUACGAUACGAAAAUGUAAUGCCUGAACCAUCUUGCAAAUGGGGAAAUAUACCACAUGAUACCGAAGUCGAAGUUGCUGAUGAUAUCCAGCGCAUUAUUAAUACUAUAAAUGAUGUAAUCAGUAAAAAGUGUGAAGAUAUAUCUGAAGAGUUUUACGAUGAAUAUCUUAAGAAAAUAAAAGAUAUAACGAAGCGCAUUGAUGGACAUUUGCAUCACGACACUUGCAUCAAGCUGUACACAACAAUUUGCAGCUCAGAUAUGAAUCAUCUUUGCAUUCUUCAAGAUCUGACCCUAAUGCAAGCAAUUAAUGUGAGUCAAAUUGUUGAUGAAGAUGGCGAGACCAAAGAAUGCUUUUCAAGAAUGUCCUUUGUUAUUACGGACACGUUUCCAAAUAUCCUUAGAGAUGUAAUUAGAUCAAGUAUUCAUGCAAACAGAUUGUACAAAUUAUGCAUUCCACAUCUUCGCAAUUUCUCUCCAGACCAGCAAAAUUGCUUACAAGACUUAGAUUUGUCAAAUUCGUAUGGCUCUUUAGACGUUUCAUUAAUUUAUAGACUGUUAAAACAGUUUCAGUUGAUAUCACCGCCUACUAAAGGAUGGGGUAUAUUCCCUUGCAAAGUUGAUAACAGAUUAGGUGAUGAUGUAGAACGCAUUCGUUAUUACAGAAACCAAAUGGCACACAAAACUAAUAUCCGCAUUGAGAGAACUGAAUUUGAGAAUUACUUUGACAGUUUUCGUGAUAUUGGUCACAAAAUGGAUAUAAACUUUUUCCAGAAAACAAAUUAUGAGGAGACAAUCAUUUUGCAUAAAACCUGUAGGAUAGAUAUACAUAUGCAGAAUAAGUAUAUAAAUACCUUGAAGGAGCUGGAAAACAUAAAAUUGAUAUUUGAAAGAACGCCAAUCAAGUUUUACUGGGGAAAUAGCUUUAACAGAAGUUUAGUUCAACUGAGAUCUAUAAUACAAGAUGAGAAAUCAAAAGGGAGAGAAAAAGUCCGGGUACAGAUAAUAUUCCAGACUGAAUCUGACAUAGAGAGAACUAUUGAUAUUCUAAAUUCACUUAGAGAUGACAUAAAUAAAGGCUUAAGUGGAAUAGAAUUCAUUGUGGCCAAAAAAGGGAGCAUUGUCAUAAAGGAUUUUGGAACACAUUACAACCUCUUGGACUAA
Mytilus californianus (California mussel) is the source of this 1513-nucleotide messenger RNA. RefSeq lists its product as uncharacterized. The transcript is spliced from 6 exons. Lineage: Eukaryota; Metazoa; Mollusca; Bivalvia; Mytilida; Mytilidae. The coding region runs from base 128 to 1513 and encodes 461 amino acids. The record is from RefSeq and is a predicted model, not a curated record.